AUGGGUUCCCUGACGUCCGAAACAAUGCUGGCUGCUCAGUACAACAAAGUAAGCUUAAUAAAUAACUGCAUGUUCAAUAAAAUUCCGAUUCCCGUGUGCGGAGAUAAUGAAAUUCUUAUCAAGACUAGAUGUGCAUCGCUCUGUCAUUCUGAUUUGAUGCUGUUCUGGGGCCACACUGCAGAGGUCCCUCCGACCGAUCGAAUAACCAUUGGCCACGAAAACACCGGUCAUGUGGUGGCCCACGGGAAAGAUGUCAAGAACUUCAAGAUUGGUGACCCAGUGGGCUGCCUUGGUUGCAGCUACGCUUGCUAUGAGUGUGAAGGAUGCCAAGUCCACAAUCUGUUCUGUGAAAAAGGAACUGGCAGGAUGCAUGGUUUCUCCUGUCCAGGACAUUUUGCAGAGUACUCGCUCGCCGAUAGUCGGAACGCGAUGGUCUUGCCAGACGGCAUGGAUAUGGUGACAGCAGCACCACUAUUCUGCGCCGGCAUUACUGCAUACCAUGCUGUCAGGGGUUGCGAGCUGCAGGAGGGCGAGUGGAUUUCCAUCAUUGGAUGUGGUGGCCUUGGACAUCUUGCAAUCCAGUACGCUAAAGCCAUGGGGCUGAAAACUAUUGGACUCGACAUCUCAAAUUCGCAGCUCGACGCAGUCAAGGCCCUCGGUGCAGACCUUGUUAUCAACACGAUGGAGAAUCCGAAUUACGAGAGCAUCGUCAAGAAGGCCACUAAUGGUGGCUGCCACGCUGCUGCUGUUUUCAGUGCAUCUAACGCUGCUUACGAGAGUGCUCCAAAGACGCUGCGGACGAAUGGCCUUCUGAUGGUUGCGGGUAUCCCCCAGAAGCCGCUGUCUAUAAAUGCGUUGGACAUUUUGCUGGGAAAGUAUCGCAUUGCUGGUAGAAGCAGUGGCGUCCCCCAGAACAUGGCAGAGGCAAUUGCCUUCAGCCACGAGCAUGGCAUCAAGGCACACAUCACUACGUUCAAUGAUAUCCACGAUAUCCAUAAACUAAUAGAGUUGAUGGACUCUGGGAAGACCGCAGGGCGAUUUGGUAUUGUUCUAGGAGAAUAG
Molecule: messenger RNA, 1062 nt
Organism: Ilyonectria robusta
Lineage: Eukaryota; Fungi; Ascomycota; Sordariomycetes; Hypocreales; Nectriaceae
Product: chaperonin 10-like protein
Exons: 7
Coding region: 1-1062 (353 amino acids)
Molecular function (GO): oxidoreductase activity; zinc ion binding
Source: RefSeq, a predicted model, not a curated record